AUGAGGCGCCUCCCCGAGCCCGGACUCCUGGGGUUCCAGUCCUCUUCGCGGCUGCUGCCUCAGUCCCACCAUGGAACUCUCUCGCAGCAGAUCUCCGCUCCCUCUGGGGCAAAGGGCAGAAAGCCCUGCAUUGCACCGGCAGGCAAGAGAGCCAGGAACAUGGUUGCAAGAACUCCGGGGACUCCUCUCUACCCCCACACCCCGAAAAAAUCUUCUCUACCGGAGCUUGGUGUCCCUGUUUUUUUAAUGCCAGUCCCUGAUGGCAGGGAAGGCCAAGCCGGAGACAGGAUAUUUUACUUAGGAGGGUGGUUAAACCUUGCUCUGUUGUACCAAAUGUUCCCUCCAGAAACUCUCCUCUGGACUUGGGGAGGAGAGGAAAAGGAAGGAUUUGGGGAAAUUGAAAAUGAUUUAAAGGCGCUCCCCCCCCUCCUCGUUCCGAAUCCCUCUCUUUGCUGCCCCCCUCCGACUAGAGAGAGGCGAGACACUCUCAACCCUAACCCCAAGAACCCCAGGACCCCUUCCUUCCUUCCUUCUUUCCUUCUUUCCUUCCUUCCUUCCUUCUUUCCUUCUUUCCUUCCUUCCUUCCUUCCUUCCUUCCUUCCUUCCUUCCUUCCUUCCUUCCUUCCUUCCUUCCUUCCUUCCUUCCUUCCUUCCUUCCUUCCUUCCUUCCUUCCUUCCUUCCUUCCUUCCUUCCUUCCUUCCUUCCUUCCAGUGCCUCCCUCCGGUAGAGGAAAGGAGCCAGCCUCCUUGAGGGAGCGAAAAGGUGUUCUCAGCCAGCGAGUUGUUACUGGGGCCCGAGAUCCAGCUUCACACCCUCAUCAUUCCGAUUUGUAUAGAGGUUCCCUGCUUGCUCCUCCCUUCUCUCCUUUCCCUCCAACAUAUGCACACCCCCUCAUCCAAAGCUUCCAGGAGGAUAUGAGACUCCUGGAGUCCAAGACUCUUCCCCAACAGAAGGAGAGAGAGAGAAAGAGAGACAGACAGACAGAGACAGAGACAGUUCAGAAUCUAACAGGAACGCGUUGUGUGACCUUAGGAGAGACUGGCAGUCAGACUGCUGGGGAGCCGGGAUAGGUGGAGUCUUAUGCUUUCGUACCCAUCCUUUCCUCUUUGGUAGGUACCCGAGUCUGAUAUUCCCCGAGGCUCCCAUCUUGGUCUCUGCCUCCUCUGAAUACUUUAUAGAAUCUGACCAAAGAGGGGCCAGGAGCUAGCUUUCCAAGGGACCCUAUCUCCUCCCCACCUUCUUAUUAUCACCACCCUGGUUAUCCGUCCCGCCCCCCAAACCUUGCAAUCUCUGGCCCUCUAGACCUAAUCGCCGUUUGCCCGGUACCAGGUCACCCACUCCUGACGGAAGAUAAGACGUGGUUGAAGCAAGACAAAGGAACGCCCGAGGUUUGGGACCGAAAGCAAUAACACAGGUACAAGCACACACCCCCAAACUCUACACGUGCCGGGAGCUCAGAGAGCCGGCCUCUUCCACACCCGAGUUCCCUCGGUUAUCCUACAACCGCCCCGCCUCCCGGCCCGGCAAACCUCUUCUUCACCGGGCCCCCUAAUCCAUUCACUUGCUACUUACU
This is a messenger RNA of Monodelphis domestica (gray short-tailed opossum), 1574 nucleotides long. Lineage: Eukaryota; Metazoa; Chordata; Mammalia; Didelphimorphia; Didelphidae. The record is from RefSeq and is a predicted model, not a curated record.